AUGGCCCUUCAGCAGGAUGUUGGGAGCGCCUGUUUGACAUGUGCAUCUGAGUGUCCUGGAUUUAAGCUUCAUUCGUGGAGAGCUACAUGUACCAACUGCCACUGUUUUUAUGACAAGCACGAUGUUACUGAUUCAUCGAAGGACACAUUUGUAGCCGAUCUACAACUAGCUGAUGCAAAUUUGCUCAGUGCCUAUAACACAGCCCAAAUUACUGCAAAGGAGAAUGGGCUGACUUGGCUCCCAAUCGGCGUUCUUCCAACAGACAUUGACGCUUUCCUCGCUAGUCUUCCUUCAACUGAGGUUCCCCGUGGGAAGACCAAUGCAGAAGCUCGUCUAAAACGCAUUCGUCGUCAGAUCCCCCCACAGGACCGUGAGCCUGCUGUUUCUCUCAAAACCUCAAAACUUAACCUUCCUGCUUCCGGUGCCCCCACUAACCUUGACGGCGAAGUCCGUGAGGCCACGAGAUUUCAGAACUCUCGUAACCGCCGCGAUUUCGGUUUAGGCCGAGUUGAACGCGUUGCAGACAAAAGCGGCAUCACCUGCACAGAGUGCUCUGAGAAUAUUGGCUACCGCGAUUUCUGUGUCCGUGUCCGCGCCGAACACCGUCUAACAGAUGCCGUUGAUAGCGACCAAAUACCCGCCUGGCAUCCGCGUUGUUUCCGGUGUUCUAAUUGUUCAGACCACCUUGUUGACUUUGCCUACGGUUGGCUUAACGGCAAGCCAUAUUGCCUCCGUCACUACGGCCAGAUGAUCCGACCACGGUGCGCUACUUGUGAUCAUCUUAUUUUCUCAGAAGAGUAUACCCGCGCUAUGGAUCAGGAGCACCACACGAGUCACUUCGCCUGCUGCAGCUGUGACGCCUCCCUAACCGGCCAGCGCUACAUCCUCCGAGAUGAGGAGCCGCAUUGCCUGGCCUGCUACGAGGCUAAAUUCGCCAACACAUGUGAGCAGUGCAAGGAAAAGAUUGGCUGCGACUCCAAGGACCUCUCCUUCAAGGAGCGUCACUGGCACGAAAAGUGCUUCAAGUGCUCAGUUUGUGACGCCUCUCUCGCUGAUCGCCCCUUCGCCACAAAGGAAGACCAACUAUACUGUUCUGAUUGCCACGAUGACCGUUUUGCCGCACGCUGUGAUGGUUGCCAGGGCGUCUUCAAGGCAGGCAUGCGCAAGUACGAGUACCGAGGCCAGCAGUGGCACGAGGACUGCUUCGUCUGUGUUGUGUGCAAAAAGCCCAUUGGCGCCAAGAGCUUCAUCCCUCGCGAGAACCAGGUCGUCUGUGUGCCCUGCUACGAAGCCAAUUACGCGCAGCGUUGCACCAAGUGCUCGGAAGUUAUUCGUCGUGGUGGCGUAACUUACAAGGCAAACCCUUGGCACAAGGAGUGUUUCACAUGCACAAGUUGUGGCAAACAACUUGCUGGACUCAAGUUCACCUCCAAGGAUGAACAGCCUUAUUGCGCUGAUUGCUACGGGGAGCUUUUCGCCAAGAAGUGUACCAAAUGCUCCAAACCAAUCACCGGUUUCGGUGGCUGCAAGUUUAUUUCGUUUGAGGAUCGUCAUUGGCAUUCGGAGUGCUUCACGUGCAGCAAGUGCAGCUGUAACCUCGUAGGCCGGGGCUUCCUGACCAAUGAAGACCAGAUCAUGUGCUCCGACUGCGGUCGCUAA
This is a messenger RNA of Mesocestoides corti, 1659 nucleotides long. The record is from the annotation of a GenBank genome assembly. Lineage: Eukaryota; Metazoa; Platyhelminthes; Cestoda; Cyclophyllidea; Mesocestoididae.